This is a messenger RNA of Haemorhous mexicanus (house finch), 5747 nucleotides long. It is a transcript of the gene C1QTNF2, whose product is annotated as C1q and TNF related 2. The record is from RefSeq and is a predicted model, not a curated record. Lineage: Eukaryota; Metazoa; Chordata; Aves; Passeriformes; Fringillidae. The coding region runs from base 4576 to 5430 and encodes 284 amino acids. Gene Ontology annotation, molecular function: protein binding. The transcript has 3 exons.
GUUGCAGCUGUGGAAUGUGAGGGAGGUUUCCUUCUGAUUAGGAAACAAAGAGAAAGAUCUGCAGCUGGUCCCUGAAACCACAGGUUCAGAGUAGUUAGGCUAAGCCUUGGCCCUGGGAGCUUUUUAUAAAGAGAUACUAAUUCUGAAUUAACCUUUUUCACAUGGGAAAUUACAGGCUGGGAGAGAGUGCCAGCCCGCAGAGGGAGCUGGGGAGGCGUUAGUGCUGCCUGCUCUAAUUAAUCCUGGUUUGUUUGCAGGAAUAUAUAAAGCUAAACAUUAGUGCUCUGAGCCUUUGGCCUUUCUCCACGUGCUGGUGGAGGAGUUUUACCAGCUCUGAGCUGAAGAACCCAGCCCCCAGCUGCUCACUGGGUAUAAAGUUGUGGGUUUUGUUAAGGAAGAAGGUUUGAGGCUGCUUUGAGAGCAUCUUACAAGUAGCUUAAUUUGGGGGUUCUAUCAGGUGUUCUCCCUCUUGCCUUGGUGUGCUGCAGUGGAAAACUGAGUUUGCCAAACUUGUUACUAUCUCUUUCAGCUUCCCUGGUGUAUUUUCCUGCCUGACAAGCUCUUGUUUACAAGCUGAAGAGCAAAGAAAGCCCCAAAGAAUCAAAAAAUUGUGAAAAAUUGAGAGUCUGCUGGUGUUCCUUGCCCUGUUUGCUGCCUGAGGUGAGGUUUGAGAUCACCUGCUGUACACCAGAUUUGAGUUAUUUUUUCAGAAUUUUUUUUAUACUGGUCCUUCUUGCAGGAUCUCUGCCAUGGUGUUUCAGUUGUGGCUUUAAGGUAGAAGUUGGGAAAUUGUUUCUCAUUUUGUUGGUGUCUUGUUUAUUUUACAUUAUUGUUAGGUAUGGUUAAGGUGCAAGUCUGGUGCUGCAGAGUCCAGAGCAGGGGGCUGGAGGUUUUUUUGUGAUUGGGCAAUACAACUUGUUUUCAGAAAUCCCUUCUUGUCUACCUAUGUUACUUGGUAUCAAGGCAGGGGCCAAUAGUGGUGAGUCAAAAAGGUUGCUGAAUUUACUUUGAAUUACGGAAUUUACUGAAUUUACUUUGAAAUAUUAGUAGAAGGUAUAUGGAACAAAAAGCAAUAACCCCAAGCUUCACACAGCAUCUGCUCAGUGCUGGCAGUGGCUCACUGGUGAUUGGGUUGGUUCCCACUUCCGUCUUCCCAAAAUAAGCUCUAUUUAUUUUUAUCUUAAUGGGUCAGGGCUGCAGCUCCUAAGCAGAGCUAAUGGUCUCAAGGGCAUCCUUUAAGUUUAAACAGGGUUUUGACUCAUUUUUAUGGGGGCUUUUGGAGAGGGACAAUCACUCUCUGUAGGCUCCUUACAGACUUCCAAACUGCUUUUAUGCAGGGCAAUAAAAAUUACUCAAAUCACCAUCCCACAGUAAGACUGGAGGCCUGUUGGGUGGAAAAAUGCUUCUUUCUUCCCAUUAGUAUCUCCCCAAAACCCCAAAGCACUGACACUCAUCUGCGUGAGGCACACUCCCAUUGUUACUGCUGGGUUUUAAGCUGCCUCCAGCCUUGGUGUGAAUUUCAGCUCUUCUGGCAUUUGCUGAAUCAUUUUAUUUGGUUACAAAGUAGUGGCUGCAAGGUCAGUGCCUAACGAUGAAACCAGUGAGUACUCAGAGGUAAACAAGGGAAAAUCCUUCCAGGCUGGGACACAGCCCUGCCCUGGGCUGGGAACUGAUGGUUACCCACAUUUAGGCACUCCCACAUCUCCCCCACAGCACAUGCACAGCAACAACAAAGGGUGAAUGAACCUUUAGGUGACUUUGUCCAGCAGGAUUAAGGAUGGCAAACCAGAUAUAUUUAUAUAGAAAUAAAUGAUUUAUCAUGCUAGUGAUAAGACUAAAAAGGCCUUAAACAGAAUUAUUUUCUACCUAGUAAGGGUAGCCAGAACUACUAGUAUAGUGCAGUGCACUAGUUUUGAAGCAAAACUGAAGCAUUUAUAUUAAAGCAGUUAUAUUGAUGCAAUUAUACUAAAGACAGCAAAAGGUAUUUGCUAGAGAAUGGGGGUACUCAGCCAGACCAAUGACUGUGGGCAAAUCUCUUUGGCUCAGCCCUGUGGAGUGGCCUUGAGUGGAGUCCCCACUCCAGGGAGGGGUGUGUUGGAAAACCCUCUGUUAAACAGUGGGCCUGGGCAGUCAGGCAGAUGUGUCUGGGCCAGCUGUGCCAGCUCAGCAGCUGUGGGUGAGGUGUCAGUAGCAUCACUUGUUUGCUCCUUUAUCAGGCACUUUAUCAUCUGCCACAUUUUCACCUGGCUCCCAAGAUGUUUAACUUUGGGAUCCAUGGAUCAGGCUGGUUUUAGCAUUAUUCAGCCCAAAAGCAGUGUGAACACCUUCUCCACUCACUGACAGCUUUUCAAGCAGGGCAUUGUUUGAGUUGUUCCUCCCCACUCCAGGCAGAGCAUCCUGAGCAGGGACUGCACCCCCAGCCCACACCUGUCCCUGAGCCAGCCCCCCUUCCCUGGGGACACCCUGGCAGUCACACCACAGAGACUUCUGCUAAAAAGCAGCACAGAGGGGACAAGUUCUGCUGAAUGUCCCCUGCAGUCUCACUGACACAAAAAGCACUGAGCACGGGUCUCAGGCUGCUCUGAUUCUCUGUGCAGUUUGUUUAUUUAACAAACUGUGCUGCCAAGUGUUCUCAGCAGAGCUGUCUGGGACCCUGGUGGAGCCUGGCCUGGCCGUGCAGCACAGACAGAUUUUCCAUCUACCUGGCAGGAGCUUCCCAGCAGUUUUUCCCCACACUGCUGAACUAGGUCAGGCUCUCACUGCCUUCCCCAUGCUGUAGACUGGGCACAAAAGCACGCUGAACUGUGAACUCCCUGCUCCUGCAUGGAGCUGCCUGGCAGGAUUGCUGUGUGUCCAAGCAUCCUCUCCUCCUGGCCUAUGUCACACCCAUCCCAAAGCACAGGUGCCAUGGGGUAGGAGCAGGGUCAGCAGAGGAGCUGUUCCUUUUCCACACCAUCUGAGGAAACCACUGUGGCUUCCCAGGCCCAUCCCACUGGCAAGGCAGCGAAGCCCAGGGGAAGCUUUCACCUGGUUUCCUAUUUCACAUGCAAUGCCUUGAGCCUUUUGCCCCACACCCAGGCAGAGGGGCCCAGCACGAGAUCUGGGUUCUUACAAAUUCAUAGAAACAGGCAAAAAGUGAGAGUUUCUGCCUGAACAAUUUCCAGAGCAGCCCUUGGAGCAGUGUCUGGGCCUGCCCCAGCUGUGCUCACCCCAGUGCCAGAGGUGAGCCAGCUUUUCUAGAGCAGCCCUUUUCCCAGGGAAAUGCAAAGCUGAAGAUUGCAGGGGUUGGAAAGGGCUAUUCCCCUGGAGGUUAUUCAGUGCCAGGGAGCUGGGGCUGGGCGCUGGCUCUGCAGGAGCUCUGUGGGACUGUCAGCACAGCACAAAAACAGCCAUGAGCUUCCUCAGCCAAAUGUUCCCAGUCCUCCCAGGAGCAUCUAAACUGGCCCAGCUCACAAAGCCAACCGUGUACAGACUUCAUUUUUAUGUUCCCACCAAGUGCCAAAAGCAAGCACGGGAGAAAGCUUAAAAAUAAACCAUGACAGCUCUGAGAAGGAUGAAUUUGGGCAGAGCAAGGAAUGACAAUUCCAGCAUUCUCCUGAUCAGCUGAUGUUCUGCACUGAGCAGAAAGGAUUUACUGGCUGCAGGGCAGGGUUUGGAGCCCUGCCACCAGGCACGUGCCUGUCCCAUGCCCGUGAGGGAUCCUGGUGGGGCCAGAGCAGGAACCCACAACCAAAGAGGAGUCUGGUCAAUACCAGCCCUGGCAGCAUCCAAGAGCAUCCUCCUCCAGCUUCAGCUGCUGCUCCUGCUGUUCCUGCCUUACCUGAAGCAGUUGUUGGGGGGUUGUAAUUAUUUUCCAAGCUUAAAACAAAAUCCCAAUCCUUUCCCAAGUCAGAAGCAUUCCUGCUCUUCCACCCCUAUCACACAGUUGUAUUUUGUAGUGCACGUCAGCCUGAAGAAGCGUUGAGGUACAAAUUUGCAUUUGCAGAGCUGCUGCUUCAUGACUUAGUGCUUAAAUUCAAGCCUGGAGUGAUUCAAGUGAGUUUCCACCCCUAGGACAAGAUUUUCUACCUUUUAAUGCUCCAGGAUAAAGUGUGAAAGUUGUUCCCCAGUAGGAUCAGCGUUAACCGUUCCCUGCUUGUGAGGGCAGCGACUACAGCAGAGAGGGGCAGCACCAGUCAGAGAGGAUCCAGGCAGCCCCUGAGCCUUUCCUGCAGGACUGUGAGGGAGAGGGAGAAUGAGAAAAGCUCCCUAAGCAUCAAGAGCUUUCCAGCCACAUGUGCGUAAAAAUCCCUUCCCGUGCCACGUGACCGAGGAAGAGGCACAGAUCCAUUACACAAUAAUAAAAAUAUGCCUUUGGCAACGUGGAGCCAAAGUGGAGCUGCUGCAGGGAGCUCAAACUACGCACAAGAAGGAGUAAAACAGGAGUAAAAAGGACCAAAGUCAAUCCUGCACAGCCCUCCCAGGACCUGCAGUGGCAGGACGGGGCUGUGGAUCUGCAGCAAGACAUCUGCCUGAAGCCCUGGGGGCUGCCAGCGCCUGUCAGGAUCUCACUGAGGAGAUCAGGCUGGCUGUGCCAUGAUCUCUGCUGUGCUGCUCCUCUGGACCGUGCCCUGCGUGGCAAACCACAUCCUGGGGGGCUUUGCCAAGCGGGAGCUGCAGGAGGGUGCCCAGCUGGCCUGCAGCCUGCCAGGGCCCCCCGGGCCCCCCGGGCCCCCGGGCGUGCCCGGCACUCCCGGCACCGUGGGCAGGAUGGGCUUCCCGGGCAAGGAUGGCAAGGACGGCCAGGACGGGGACAAGGGCGAGCACGGCGAUGAAGGUCCCCAGGGCAGAACAGGAAACCCUGGCAAGCCAGGCCCGAAGGGGAAAGCAGGAGCCAUUGGCAAGGCAGGGCCCCGGGGGCCCAAGGGUUUAAAGGGCAAUCCCGGGAAAAACGGGGCCCCGGGGAAGAAAGGGCCCAAAGGGAGCAAGGGCGAGGCGGGGCUGCCGGGGCCCUGCGGCUGCGGGGCCAGCAGAGCCAGGUCUGCCUUCUCGGUGGCCGUGUCCACCAGCUACCCCAGGGAGAGGCUGCCCAUCAAGUUCGACAGGAUCCUGAUGAACGAGGGAGGACAUUACAAUGCUUCCAGUGGGAAGUUCAUCUGCAGCAUCCCAGGGAUUUACUACUUCACCUAUGACAUCACUUUGGCCAACAAGCACCUGGCCAUCGGCCUGGUCCACAACGGCCAGUACCGGAUCAAGACUUUCGAUGCCAACACCGGGAACCACGACGUGGCCUCUGGAUCCACCAUCCUGGCACUGAAGCAGGAGGAUGAGGUGUGGCUGCAAAUCUUUUACUCAGAGCAAAAUGGGCUCUUUUAUGAUCCCUACUGGACAGACAGCUUAUUUACUGGAUUCUUGAUUUAUCCUGACCAAGAUUAUCUCAAUGAAGUGUAGGAGGAGAAACUAUGGGGAAAAAAAUAGGAAAUGGGCCUCAAUCCAACGUGGUGGGGCCUUACGUGGGACAUGCCUGGGAUUAUCAGAUGAUUCCACAUUUGCCUUUGGGACUAUCAGCUGAUUGCACCCUGUGUGGGCUAUUUAGACUUUUCCACAGGGUACCAGGCUUUCAGCAGCCUCAUGAAUGUCUCCAUCCCAAAGCCAGCCAUUCUGUAUUCCCUGAUUAUUGCAACAUGCCAUGGACAUGUAACUCAAAUACUGGUGCAGAAUGCUUUGGUUAUUGCAUUGUUCUAAUAAAGCAUGGAAACCAACAGUCA